AUGUCGGGUGGUGGCGCGCCCGGCUCCAGCAGCGGCCUGGACCCGGCCGUGGAGGAGGUGAUCCUCCUCGAGCAGCUCGAGGAGCACGGCGACGUGGCCGAGUCGGACUUCGAGCUGGAGCUCCUCAGGCACCAGCUCGAUUUGCGGGCGCAGGCCGGAGCCACGGUGGAGUGGGUGACGCCUGCGGUCGAGGAGGCCGGCGGCGGCGCCUACAUCGACGCUGGCUCGCAGCUUCCCGGGGUGUACGCAGCGGGCGGUGGGGCCGGCGACGCGCGCCCGGUGGGAGCUCCUGAGGCGGGCCGGCCAUCCUCCUCGCGGCCUUCGAUUCGCGAGGACCCGCUGACCAUCGUCGUCCGGUCGUUCUUGGACGUGGCGGUGCGGCGCCAGUGGAUCUCCGCGGACCUGGGCGAGGACGUGGCAUCGUUCCGCAUGCGGGACCUAUACGGCAUCGGGGCCGAGUCCGAGGUCUUCGCGACCCGCAAGGUCCGCGGAGGCGCCGAGUCAGGCGAUUCAAGCGUAGGGCCUGACUCCCCUCUGGGUUGGGUGUGUGGCCAGUGCCGCUCGUGGAACAGGUGCGGGCUUGAGUGCCACCUGUGCGGGGCGGCCAACCCCGACAUGGACCUGGACAGCAGCGAAAGCGACGAGGCGUCCGACAUCGUGGCGGAGAUCGAUGCCGCGGGUGGCGCCGACGAGGAGCUGAUCGACCCGCCGUCCGUGGAGGCCGCGCCCGGGCCCUUCUUCGUGGGCGUCCUCGAUCAGAACGGGACGUUCUGGACGGAGCCGCUGGGCGGAGGCGCCGGUGGUGGAGGCGGGGAGGUCCGCGUGAGGACUGGCGCCGUGCUGCCAGAGAUCCUGUCACAGGAGGCGACUCCCAUCAACGGGCACUACACCUCGGCUGCUCUGUCCCUCGCUGAGAGGGCCGCCGCGGACGACGCCCUGAUCGACGAUGGUGGUCCGUCCCUCCCCGGUGAUGACGAAGACGAUCCCGCCCAGUCCAGCGGCGGUGACAGCCGCGGUGAGGGCAGCCCGCCGCCGGCCGCCAGUGGUGGCCCUGCCAGCCCACCUAGCCCGCGCUACAUCCCUUUCCCGGGGGUCAGCGAGGCGGAGGUGGCGUACCGCAUGCGGGCCCAGAACCUCGACCGGGAGACCGCGACCGCCAUCGUGGCGGAUGGGGCCUUUUUCUGGUGCGGCUUCUGUGGGCUCAUGGGAGACAGCCAAGACGAGGCGUGCGGCAUGUGCCGCCGGCGCUAUCCGAUCUCGGCUGAGACGCCCAGCCCGCCCGCAAGCGACGUCGGGGAGGCCCGCAUGAUCCUGAUGGCACCGCUCAACCAGGGGAUCCCCGAGCAGGAGCCCGGAGCCGAUGCAGGCGUGAUCGUGGAGGAGGGGUUCGGCCUGGCCUUGAAUGGCCACCCGGCCGCGGUGCCGCGCCCUGGCCGCCGCAUGCUCCACGUGGCGCAGUUGAUCGACGGGAACGAGGUCAACCCGAGCGACGUCGUGGAGGACGCCGCGUCGCCGUUGGGUCAGCGAGCGGCUUUUCGUGAGCUGCUGCGCGGCCGGGCAGUCUAUGACUCUGAGCCCGGUGGACACAACCUUGCCAGUUUCUCUAAUGUCGCCGCGGUGAGCCUGCCUGAUAGCCUCGAAGGUGCCCCUUUGGUACACGAGGUGGUGGGCCCAGCGGCGAGCCAGUGCCUAGAGCAGAACUACGAGCGCAUGCUGCGCCCACUUUCGGACACUUUGGAGCGUGGCGAGUCGCUGCCUCCCAUUACUCCCUACUGGGACCCUGUGCUUUCCCGCAGCCGCCGCAAGUUCUUGCGGCUCAUGCGGGCCCUUUUCCGCAUCGGCCUGGUCGCGCUUUUGCCUGCUGGUUCGUCGCGGGAGCGAGUCGGAAUGUUCUUCGUGAAGAAGACGGGAAAAAGUAAGAGUAGGCCUGGUGUCUUCAGCUUUUCGGAGGGCGAGAGCGUCGAGAAGGAUCAGGAAGCGCUCGAGGGCUCAGGGGUGUGUCACUACAUCUAUGUCGACAAUCUUGGGAUUCUCACGUGUGAUCCUGCCCAUGCGGCGUCCAUCCUGUCCGACGCAGCCAGCCGUUUCGAGAGCGCGGGCUUGGUGACCCACGAGCACGAGGUGAGCGUCACAUCUUCGAAGGAAGUGUUGCUUGGGCAUCUCACCUUCUGCGCCCUGAUCAAUCGGAGCAUGAUGAGUGUGUUCAGAAGCAUCUACGCCUUCAUAGGUAAGUACUAUGCCACUCCCAUGCCAUUGUGGGACACAGCGAGGCAGGAGAUGCUGGCCGCGGCCUCCCUGCUCUUCUUGAUGGAUGCCUCUUGGUCGUUGCCCUGGGCCCCAAAUGUCGUGGCCACGGACGCGUCGGAGGAGGGGUUCGGGGCCACCGUCUCUACCUGGGACCCCCGGGACGUCGCGACGGUGGGGGGGAUCAUGGAGAAGGGCCGCUUUCGGAGGCUUCCUGGAGUGUCGGCCCGGUCGCGCUUCUUCGGGACCUUAGAGGAUCUGGAGUCCGAUCUGGGGGACGACGACCUCGACCGACCAUAUGACGUCGACACGGGGUUCCCUGGGGCCCCUCACAGGCUGCUUUCGGAGGCCCGCUGGAGUACCCUACUGGCUGGCCCUUGGAGGUACUUUGACGAGGGCAUCUUUACCCUGGAAGCUAGGGCCCUGGUGCUAGGUUUUCAGGCCCUGGCGAGCGAGUACCAGGUCAGGAACGCCCGCUUGCUGUUCUUGGUUGACAACAUGGGGUUGAACAUGUUGGCUCACACGCUGAUCUUGGCUCUGUUCGCGAUCCCCCUGCUCUUCACGGACCGCCCGAAUGUGACGCUGAACCCGCCGGCUCCAGUCCUGGCGACGGAGCCCAACGUCUCUGACAACGCCGACGGCGAGGCCCCGCGCUUCCCGACCAUCCAGGCUGCCGAGGCGGGCGAGCCGGCGGUGCGGCCGCGUCGAGGUCCUGGUGGCGUACCUGGCCGGUUGCUCCGCCGCCCGGACUUCCGCUUCCUGAAGGACGCAGGCUGCAAGGGCCGCGGGGGGCUGCAGCAUGUCGGGAGCCUGACGCCGCCCGGGCUGAGCAGCUACAUGACAACGCCAGCGGCGCCGCGGUCGCGGGCACGGCAUCGGGGCACCUCGUGCGGCGGUCCCUCUGCCUCAUGGACCUGCUCGGGCUUCGCGCCAGCGAGCCGGACCCGCCGUGUGUUCGUGCUGAACAUGGGCAUCUACAAGCACAAGGCCAGGGUCUUCAACUUCUUCUUCAACAGCUACCCGCGCCAGUUCAUGGCGUGGGACACUUCACGGCGGCGCCUCCAUCCGCUGUUUCUGGGAAAGCUCUCCGACGCCGCCAUCGUCGCCGCCGGGAAGUAUUGCAUUUGGGCCAGGAUCAAGAGCAGGAAAAGGUGGAAGGCGGACCUACGCGCGCUAGUGUACUGCAGCACAAGCCUUGUCAAGCACACCUCCGAGCAGCAGCUGAUCGUCUCGUCGGCGUCUCACGGGUGCAAGCGGGAGCCCCCUCCCGGGCCCCCUUUGUGCGACCAGAUCGACCCCUCGGCCAGCGGACUGCCCGACAUCCUGAGCUCGGCCCCAAAGAAUCGACGCCUUACCUCGCUGACCUUUUUGGGGGUACAGGCGGAGUGGGUCGCGCAGCAGGUAGAUGCGUCGGUUUCAGACGCCUUGGAUCUGACACUUUUGAAGAACAUCCAGCUUCUCUGCUCAGAGGCCAAAGCACGCAAGUUAGUCGCAGCCAUGAUCGCUAUCGA
Molecule: messenger RNA, 3755 nt
Organism: Prorocentrum cordatum
Lineage: Eukaryota; Dinophyceae; Prorocentrales; Prorocentraceae
Source: the annotation of a GenBank genome assembly